Messenger RNA from Impatiens glandulifera, 1179 nucleotides. RefSeq lists its product as uncharacterized. The record is from RefSeq and is a predicted model, not a curated record. The transcript has a single exon. NCBI's taxonomy places the organism in Eukaryota, Viridiplantae, Streptophyta, Magnoliopsida, Ericales, Balsaminaceae. The coding region runs from base 1 to 1179 and encodes 392 amino acids.
AUGGCGGCGGCUGAUCAGGUUUUUUAUUUAUUUUCUAACGAAAUCUUUUCUAAGUUACCCGCUAAAGCUAUUCUAAGGAUUAGAUCAUUCUCAGAUCCCAUCUUAAGCUUUUUGUUCGAUGAUUGGUUCGCCAAACAACAGGCGCUCACCAUGAAUAAAUUGAAUGAUAUGAGUUUUAUAGUCCAACAAGAACCACACUUUUUCUCCCACCAUACUUUGUUACCUGAAUACGACAACGACGUGGGAAUUCCAAACAAUUCACUCAAGUACUUGAGCGAGAAUACAAGUAUUCUCGCCUCCAGCGGUGGACUUCUAUUUUGUAAAAAAAAGGCGGGAAACUACGUUUCAAACGAGGCUUUCUUGAUUUGCAAUCCAGCCACUCAAACCAUGAUGACAAUUCCUGCCCCAGAUAGCUCUUUGAUAUGGGAGAAUAAUAUGCUCUAUAAGGUAAUAUUUGAAUGUGAUUCUAAACUUGGUGGUGAUGAUUUUCUUCUAAUGAUCAUUAUAGACGAGGAUGGAGAUUGGCCAACUACUUUCAAAUCUAUGAUAUACAAUCAUGAAACAAGAGAGUGGAAAUUCGUUGGUAGAGACAUUAACUUAGGAAGCAGAAACUUAAUAAACAAGAACAAUGUUUACUACGAUAAGGGAGUGGUUCAUUAUUUAUCGGAUUUCAAUUGUUCUUACUUACAAUCAAACAGGUCUUUCUAUUUCCCCUAUAUUGUAGCGUACAAUAUAAUGAACAGCACGACCACGUUCCUAAAUCUUCCCAAACGUGCAAGGAAGGGUCGGAACCAUUUCACAUGUCAAAUGGGUAUCUUUCAAUGGGGAAAUAAUAAGGAGGAAGGACAAAAUUGUCGGUUAUGUCUAGUUAAAAUUAGAAAAGACAUGAUCAACGUAUGGGUGACAAAAAACUAUGAAAAUAGCUCAUGGACACAUAUAUUGAAGAAGAGGGCUAUGGAUAUCGGUUUAACGGAGUUUGGUUCAAAGGUUUCAGAUUUUAGGGUGAUCAAUGGAAACACACUACUUAUAGCGUUUAACAAACAGAUAUAUAGCUAUUGUUUGAAUAUGGAUGAUGAAAAGGCUAAAAAAAUAUGCAUGUUGGAAGAUGAGUCCUAUAGAAUGGUAAUGUAUUCAUAUUCUAAUACUCUAAGACCAUUGCAAAAUAGUGUUAUGUUUUGA